AUGGCGGCCAUGGCCAUGCUUCGAAGACCUUCAAUUUCUGUGCCAUGGAGCGCACGUUUGGCAUCGACAGCGAUCUCACGUGUUGGUGUCGUGGGCUGUGGGCAGAUGGGCACUGGAAUCGCGAUAGUCGCCGCAGCGCACGCAGGAGCGGAGGUCGUUGGCAUGGACGCCUUUCCCGCCAGUCUCGAGCGGAGCAAAGCCUUCGUACAUGACUGGGCGAAGAAGGAGGUCAAAAAAGGACGAAUGUCAGAUUCCGAGGCAGAGAGCUUCCGCAAGCGCUUCAGCUUCGUCGACCUUUCGGACACCUCGAAAAUGUCAGAGGCCGUCCCCAGGAUGGACUUCCUUAUCGAGGCUGUCAGCGAAGACUUCGAGACCAAGCAGUCUUGCUUCAGCGUUUUGCAGGCAGCUGGGCUUCCAGAGCGAAGUGUGCUGGCAAGCAAUACAUCCUCCAUUUCAAUCACCAAGCUCGCGGCAAAGGUUCCCAGGCCUGAGAGGGUCAUCGGAAUGCACUUCAUGAACCCCGUCCCGGUGAUGCCAUUGGUGGAGGUGAUUCGAGGCUUAAGGACAGACGAUGAAACGCUGGACACCACGCUGCAGCUCUGCCGAGCAAUGAAGAAGGAGCACUCGACAAGCGCAGAUCGGCCAGGUUUCAUAGCCAACCGCAUUCUGAUGCCGUACAUCAACGAGGCGGUGUUUGCUCUACAAGAAAGCAUCGGAACUGCCGAGGACAUUGACAAGACCAUGAAGCUCGGCACGAACGUGCCCAUGGGUCCGCUGACCCUUGCGGAUUUCAUCGGACUGGAUACCUGCCUCAGCAUCAUGCAGGUUUUGCACAGAGACUUGGGUGAUUCCAAGUAUCGUCCAGCUCCUCUUCUGAUCAACUAUGUUGAAGCUGGAUGGCUUGGAAAGAAGACGAAACGUGGCUUCUACGAUUACAGCUGA
This is a messenger RNA of Symbiodinium sp. CCMP2592, 942 nucleotides long. NCBI's taxonomy places the organism in Eukaryota, Dinophyceae, Suessiales, Symbiodiniaceae. The record is from the annotation of a GenBank genome assembly.